This is a messenger RNA of Musa acuminata AAA Group (dessert banana), 1061 nucleotides long. Its product is annotated as ras-related protein RABA1f-like. Gene Ontology annotation, cellular component: endosome. Lineage: Eukaryota; Viridiplantae; Streptophyta; Magnoliopsida; Zingiberales; Musaceae. Gene Ontology annotation, molecular function: GTPase activity; GTP binding. Bases 168 to 818 code for a protein of 216 amino acids. Gene Ontology annotation, biological process: vesicle-mediated transport. The transcript has 2 exons. The record is from RefSeq and is a predicted model, not a curated record.
CUCCGAAGCGUUUCCUCCGCAAGACGAGCCGUUCCCGCUUACUUCGAGACGAAGCAACAGCGGACUCGGAUUCCUCCGGUCAGUAAGCGACACAGAGCUCGGAUCCGGUCAGCGAGAGAAGCGGCGACGUUUGCGUUGUCGGCGGCGCCGGUGGCGGUGGCAGAGGAAUGGCCUACAGGUCGGAUGACGACUACGACUACCUCGUCAAGGUUGUGCUCAUCGGCGACUCCGGCGUCGGGAAAUCCAACCUCCUCUCCCGGUUCACCCGCAACGAGUUCAACCUCGAGUCCAAGUCCACCAUCGGCGUGGAGUUCGCCACCCGGAGCAUACGCGUCGAGGAUAAGGUCGUCAGGGCGCAGAUUUGGGACACAGCCGGCCAAGAAAGGUACCGAGCAAUCACUAGUGCAUACUACCGUGGAGCAGUCGGCGCACUUCUUGUCUAUGAUGUUACUCGGCAUACAACGUUUGAGGCUGUGGAGAGAUGGUUGAAGGAACUAAGGGAUCACACUGACUCUAACAUUGUAAUUAUGCUUGUUGGCAACAAAGCAGACUUACGCCAUCUGAGGGCUGUUACUGUUGAUGACGCAAAGGCUUUUGCCGAAAGGGAAAAUACCUUCUUUAUGGAGACAUCUGCUUUGGAAUCGAUGAACGUAGAUAAUGCCUUCACCGAAGUGCUCACUCAGAUCUAUCGUGUGACGAGAAGGAAGGCACUUGAUGCUGGUGAUGACCCAGAGACGUUGCCUAAGGGUCAAACGAUCGACAUUGGCACCAAUGACGAUGUAUCUGCUGUUAAGAAAGCCGGUUGCUGCUCAGCUUAGCUCACUCGGGGGGAACAGCUACAUAAAUGUUAGGAGGUUUGGCAGGUUUGUACACUUUGAUAUUUGGUUUUUGGAUCUGCUGGUACGACACAGUUGGCAACAACAGUGAUCGUUUUCUACACCAAAAAAGCAUUUGAUUCGUUUUGUACUGUUGUAUCGUGGUUACCUUCAUCCGAGUAUAUAAUUCGGUAAUGAUUGUGUUUUAGUAAAUAUUGUAACAAGUAACUUUGUUGAUUCUUCUGA